Molecule: messenger RNA, 2787 nt
Organism: Serpula lacrymans var. lacrymans S7.9
Lineage: Eukaryota; Fungi; Basidiomycota; Agaricomycetes; Boletales; Serpulaceae
Exons: 11
Coding region: 1-2670 (889 amino acids)
Biological process (GO): deoxyribonucleotide biosynthetic process; DNA replication
Cellular component (GO): ribonucleoside-diphosphate reductase complex
Molecular function (GO): ATP binding; ribonucleoside-diphosphate reductase activity, thioredoxin disulfide as acceptor
Source: RefSeq, a predicted model, not a curated record
AUGGCCUUUGUAUUCAAAAGAGGUUCGCGUAAGGAACGCGUUCAGUUCGAUAAGAUUACUGCUAGGAUAAACAAACUUUGCUACGGCCUCGAUGUUGACUACGUCGACCCUAUUGAGAUCACGCAAAAGGUUAUCGCUGGUGUCUAUCAGGGAGUGACGACAGUAGAACUUGAUAACCUCGCAGCUGAGACUGCUGCCUACCUUACCACCAAGCAUCCCGACUAUGCUAUUCUUGCAGCACGUAUCGCCAUCUCGAACCUUCACAAGGAGACCAAGAAAAAUUUCUCCCAGGUAGUGAAAGAUCUCUAUGAAUAUAUUAACCCCAAGAAUGGCAGAGCUGCCAGUAUGAUCUCUAAAGAGACGUACGAAGUUGUCCAAGCUCACGCGGAAACGUUGGACUCGGCUAUUAUCUAUGAUCGUGAUUUCCACUAUAACUUCUUUGGAUUCAAAACUCUCGAACGAUCUUAUCUUUUGAGAAUCAACAACCGUGUCGCCGAACGCCCUCAGCACAUGAUCAUGCGAGUUGCGGUUGGCAUUCAUGGCUCGGACAUAGAUCGUGUCCUAGAGACAUAUCAUCUUAUGUCAGAGCGAUACUUUACGCAUGCAUCCCCAACAUUGUUCAAUGCCGGCACGCCCCAUCCACAGCUCAGCUCGUGCUUCUUAGUUUGUAUGAAAGACGAUUCUAUUGAAGGUAUUUAUGACACGUUGAAAAAUUGUGCCAUGAUUAGCAAGACUGCUGGUGGUAUUGGGUUGAAUAUCCAUUGUAUCCGUGCUACAGGUUCUUACAUCGCUGGGACGAAUGGAUAUUCGAACGGUAUUGUUCCCAUGCUUCGUGCUUACGAUGCUACUGCUCGUUACGUUGACCAGGGUGGCAAUAAGCGUCCUGGCGCGUUUGCUAUAUACCUUGAGCCCUGGCACAACGAUAUUUUUGACUUCAUCGAUCUUCGAAAAAAUCACGGUAAAGAAGAGUCCCGUGCCCGAGACUUGUUCUAUGCCCUUUGGAUUCCUGAUUUAUUCAUGAAACGUGUUGAAGCUAACGGAGAGUGGUCAUUGUUUUGUCCUAACGAGGCCCCCAAUUUGCACGAGGUUUACGGAGAAGAGUUUGAGGCCUUAUAUGAAAAGUACGAAAAGGAGGGUCGUUCUAGACGAACUAUACCGGCCCAGAAGUUAUGGUACGCCAUAUUAGAAGCCCAGAUUGAAACCGGUGGUCCUUUCAUGUGUUACAAGGAUGCUGCUAACCGCAAGUCCAACCAGAAGAAUCUGGGAACUAUCAAGUCGUCUAACCUCUGCACUGAGAUCAUCGAAUACUCAUCUCCUGACGAGACUGCAGUCUGCAAUCUCGCUUCUAUGGCUCUUCCUUCAUUUAUUGUGAAUGGCAAGUAUGAUUUCCAGAAGUUACACGACGUCGCCAAAGUCAUUACCAAAAACUUGAAUCGUAUUAUUGACGUCAACUACUACCCAACUCCUGAGGCUCGUAGAUCAAACAUGCGUCAUCGUCCCAUUGGAGUUGGUGUGCAGGGCCUGGCAGAUGCGUUUAUGGCACUUCGCAUGCCGUUUGAUUCUCCCGAAGCAAAGGAGCUCAACAUUCAGAUAUUCGAAACCAUUUACCACGCUGCUCUAGAAUCCAGUAGUGAGUUGGCGGAGAAGGAGGGCCCGUAUGAAACAUGGAAAGGCAGCCCGGCAGAGCAGGGCCAGUUGCAGUUCGACCUAUGGGGAGUUACUCCAACGGAUUUGUGGGAUUGGACAUCCUUGAAAGAAAGGAUUGCUCGUACUGGUCUACGGAACUCGUUGCUUCUGGCUCCUAUGCCCACAGCCUCGACUAGUCAAAUCCUCGGCUUCAACGAGUGCUUCGAGCCAUACACUAGCAACAUCUAUACCCGUCGCGUGCUCGCGGGUGAAUUCCAGAUUGUUUGCCCGUGGUUACUCAGAGAAUUAGUGGACCUUGGUCUCUGGAAUGACCAAAUGAAAAAUAUGAUCAUUGCUAACAACGGAUCUAUCCAAAGUAUCAUUGGCAUUCCUGAAGACGUUAAGGCUAUCUACAAGACUGUCUGGGAGAUCAGCCAGAAGAAAGUUAUCGACCUCGCUGCUGACCGUGGAGCCUUUAUUUGCCAAAGUCAGAGCUUGAACAUCCACUUACAGUCGCCAACACUCGGGCAGCUCACUAGUAUGCACUUCUACGGGUGGAAAAAGGGUCUGAAAACGGGCAUGUAUUAUAUGCGAACACGCCCUGCUGCUCAGGCUAUCCAGUUCACGGUCGACCAGAGCUUUAUCAAAGAUGCCCAAAAGAACAAGCAGAAUGGUGCCGCCAGCCGCGUUGGACGUGUCAACGGCCUUCCCACUCCUUCCUCUUCUGCCUCGGCAUCACCUGUACGAAGUGUCGCUCAGCCGGUGAUACCUAUACCCGCGUCGACUCUUUCAUCAUCACUCUCUACCCCAUUGUCGCAGACAAGCUCCUCUCCCUCGCCUGUCGACACCACAUCUAGCACUUCGGUCUCGAAUGCGGAUCCCGUUUCUUUUUUGUCCACUUUGGAUGAGAAGACACGACAAGCUGCAGAAAAAGAUCCCGAUUUUGCGGCUGCGCUGCAACGGCAACAUGAACGUGAACUGGAAGAGGCUAAACUUUUGUGUUCGCUGGAGAACAAGGAUGCCUGCGUAAUGUGCUCUGGCUGAUUUAUCGUUUGAUCGUUUGGUUUGUCACUUUAGAUUAACAUCUCUGUAACCACUAUUAUGCCUGCCCCAUCUGUGUACGUCAGUCUUGGUUUCUCUGUUAUCAUCAUGCACUUUUAU